GAGUCAACUUGCUUCACUUGUUCGCCGUCGUUGCAGUGGAACAGGUGACUCCUCUCCGGCUGGCCGAGUCUUCACGCGCACAUGCCGAUCCACGCUGAAUCUGCCCAUGACCCUAUGAUGACCAUGAAACUGUUGCUCUUCGCGCUGCUGGCGGGGGCGACGCUGGAGGCCGCGGGGGCCGUCCGCUGCGUGUGCAGCAGCCCUGGCGAGUGCGAGCCCCUGACGGACGACGACUGCCCUCAGGGUGCGUCACUCGUGUGGGACCCCUGCGGAUGCUGCAGGGUGUGCGCCCGACUCGAGUUCGAGCCCUGCGGCGGUCCUGACGGCUUCCACGGCACCUGUGCCCAAGGGCUCGAGUGCGUUGCUGACCACGCUGAUCUUCUUGGCACUUGCAGGAGGCCCCCAGCGAGUGAUAAAGCCGACUGUGGCAGGCAGGCUCACGAGCAGCACGGGUGCAACGUGGUUGAGACCAGCUGUCACUGCGGAAGCGCCUCCGUCUGCCCUGGAGACCUGCCACCUUUCACCUUCGCCACCCAUACGGAAUGCGAAAUCAACCUUAAGGCAAUGCUGAAUUUUGUUGACGGCUGCGACAUACCUGGACACCACUUGGCCAACGGCGAGGCAUGGAGCGACGAGGAGAAGUGCAGAAAGUGCGUGUGUCAUCACAGCCAGCUGGACUGCGAAUCCACAAAAUGCACAAACUGCACAUCAGAUAAAAGACGCACAGAAAAAUGCUGCCAAGAUUGUGCAGAUCCGGCUGCCGCAGCGCUGACGAAGCCGAUCGUGGUGGGCGAGAAAGAAAUCCCGGUGGUCGGUGUGACGUUCGCCGGUCUUUUUGUGCUGAUUCCGUUGCUUUGGUUCAUCAUCAGGUGCGGCGCCAAGCUAAGGACAUACUCGCCAGUGACUCUGUCCGACCCCGACAGCUUGGACCCGGUUUGAAUCUCCGACGGAGGCCGCGCGUGAGAGAAGCAGAAAGAAAACCCGCUGUGAUAAAUCCACUAACAAACUCUAUUCGAUUCACGUAUACAAUAACACAAUUAAAUUAAGCGUGCGCAUUUGGAGGAAGAGCGAAAUAUUUCAAAAGUGAGAUGCACACGAUAGACGUGUGUAUAUUUAGAAACGUGUGCGUGCUGGUUAGACAGAUUCUAUGUAGGCAGAUGAAAGAAAGACGGAGAAAAAGUUUAUUUUUACAAAUAAUGCAUCAGCGCGCGGUUCAUUUGGGACUAAUAAAAGACAAAAGGAGAGCUCUGACUUUUGCGGGUUGCGGUAUUUUAGUAGUGACGUCAUCUGAUUUUAUUCUAAUUUUGAGACAAACAUUAUUUUGCAUUAAUUUCAUGACAAUGCACAAAUGUAAAAAUUUAAUUUUUUAGUCAAAAACUUGUAUGACCUAUAAAAUUUGUUCAGUUUUAUUUAUCCCUUAUUUCCAUUUCUUGUGUUAUUUAAUGGGAUCUAUAUUAUAAAAUAAAAAAUUAACAUCAUGAUAAAUCAAAUAAUAUUAUAAAAUGUAAUUAUUGUGGAUGUUUGUAGAGAAAUGUAUAAUCAUGAAAUUUUUGGAUGGACUUAUAUCUCAAUUUUGCAAUGAAGAUUAAAAAUUGUACAAACAUGAGCUUUUAGUUUCAAAGUCUAUCGUGUAUUAUAGAGGAAAAGGUGUGAAUAAAACCUUGUGUGACGUGUGUGUCAAAAAUUUAAAAAGUGGUGUUCAUAUUGAUUUUUCAAAGACAAAAAUGCAUUUUGAAUAAUGUACACAUCCUUUAUUUUUGGACAACAAUACAUCUUUCUGUUAAGCUUCUGUUGCAACUACGCCUCUUUCGUAACAACCAAAACAAAAAUAAUACCUUCAGUAAUUUUCCAAAAUGAGAAUCAAAACCGCUUCGGAGGCUCAGACGUCUCCAAAGGCGUGUUUCGCGUUUUCUUCUUACAACCGAAAAAGAAAUUAAAAAAAAAUUUGUGUAUCUGGCGUAGCUCAAAAAUUCUCUGAAUCGUCUCGCGGGAAAAUAAUUUGUUAAUACAAUUAGACAAGAGAUCAUUUUUCCAGAUUAGCUUUCAUAAUCGUACGUGAUAAAUCACAUGAAUGUAAAGUAUAAUCCUCACACAUGUCUCGCCAUCAUUGUUGUGUGUGCGUGUGUUUUUAGUCAUUGUUACAUGCAAUGAUGAUAAUACACAUUUUUAUACACAGCGGCGUUGCGUCUGUCUAUCAAAAAUCAAAAUAUCCAUGUCGAUUUGUUCCUCAUUUUUGAACAACAUCAAUCUAUCAUUGUUUCGCAUUUUCAAUUACCACAUUAAAACAAUACUGAUGAGACGGAAAACUACAAACAAAAAACUGCGCGUGUUGCUGACGAUGAAACAUCUAUCAAAUGGGAAACAAUAAAACUCGCUGAUGGCAUGUUAUGUAAUACAUAAUAUAUGAUCAAUCAAUCAAUGGAAUGAGAGUGGCGCAAAUAUUUCUUCCAAAUAUUAUAAAAAAUAAUGAUGUGUUUCAUGUGUUAUUACAAACAUCUUGGCUCUAACUUAUUUAUUUUUUUUUCACAUACUUCUCCAUUUUUCACGUCGACACACAAAUAUAGGCGCGUUUUUAUUUCGCAACAAGUAUAACAUUGAUUUUUUUAUUUUUAUUUUUUGUAUGUACAAGACGGCUUCUCUGCUUAAAAGUUAAUUUACUUGAAUAUGUACACAUCGCGAACAUUAAUAAAUUAUUUAUCCUCGUCUCUAGCAAUCAGUCAGAAAUACUUCUUCAGCACUCCUCCUCAACAGGCCAUUUUUCGCGUUUCACCGGCCGUGAGAAGCAACAACGAACAAAU
Messenger RNA from Neocloeon triangulifer, 2798 nucleotides. Its product is annotated as cysteine-rich motor neuron 1 protein-like. The record is from RefSeq and is a predicted model, not a curated record. NCBI's taxonomy places the organism in Eukaryota, Metazoa, Arthropoda, Insecta, Ephemeroptera, Baetidae. The transcript is spliced from 4 exons. Gene Ontology annotation, molecular function: insulin-like growth factor binding. Gene Ontology annotation, cellular component: extracellular region. Gene Ontology annotation, biological process: regulation of cell growth; regulation of signal transduction. The coding region runs from base 82 to 939 and encodes 285 amino acids.